Rasamsonia emersonii CBS 393.64 is the source of this 1461-nucleotide messenger RNA. RefSeq names its product Phosphomevalonate kinase. The record is from RefSeq and is a predicted model, not a curated record. Gene Ontology annotation, molecular function: phosphomevalonate kinase activity; ATP binding. The transcript is spliced from 4 exons. NCBI's taxonomy places the organism in Eukaryota, Fungi, Ascomycota, Eurotiomycetes, Eurotiales, Trichocomaceae. Bases 1 to 1461 code for a protein of 486 amino acids. Gene Ontology annotation, biological process: isopentenyl diphosphate biosynthetic process, mevalonate pathway; ergosterol biosynthetic process. Gene Ontology annotation, cellular component: peroxisome.
AUGACCCAUCGGGCCUCCGUCACGACCGCCGUGUCGGCGCCUGGCAAGGUGCUCCUGACUGGAGGUUACCUGGUGCUGGACCGCGACUACACCGGCACCGUCUUUGCCCUCGACGCCCGAAUCCAUGUCAUUGUCCAGCAGUUGAACCGUCAACUUUCCACUUCUUCCCUCGACGCGACCAAGGAAGCCGCCGGUGGUGAGGAACAGCAGACCAGGACAGACCAUUCUGCUGAGGACCAUCCGGAGGAGAGCAUCGUCGUCCGCUCACCUCAGUUUGUCAAUGCUGUCUGGGAGUACGGGGUGCGAAGGUGCGACGACGGCGGAGGGGUCAAGGUUACACAACGGGGCGAUGGACCGCGAAACCCGUUUGUCGAGACAUCCCUGAACUACGCCCUGACGUAUAUCGGCUACGUGGCAGGCUCCAAGGACUUCGGAUCUCUGUCGAUCACCAUCCUUGCAGAUAAUGACUAUUACUCGGAUACCGGUGUAUCAAAUGGCCCUGGCGCCCAGAUACGGGGGAGAUUCCGCAACUUUGGAGUGCCCUUGCAAGAGGCGCACAAGACGGGGCUGGGUUCGUCCGCGGCGUUGGUAACGGCGUUGGUCUCUGCCCUGGUGGUCCAUCGAACUAUGCACCCCGAUGAUUUGGUGGUCACCAGAGACAAGCUACACAACCUGGCCCAGGCCGCGCACUGUGCCGCACAGGGCAAGGUCGGAUCCGGUUUCGAUGUGGGAGCGGCCAUCUACGGAUCGUGCCUCUACCGACGUUUCUCGCCUUCCAUCCUGGAGAAGGUGGGUGAUGUAGGAACUCCCGGGUUUGAAGAACGGUUAUUCUCAACCGUGGAGGACCUGGACCAGACGCACCCCUGGGACACGGAAUGCGUGGAUUUCGGUAUGAGACUGCCACCGGGGAUGCAGAUGGUUCUGUGUGAUGUCGACUGCGGCUCGCAGACGCCGUCGAUGGUCAAGAAGGUGCUGGCGUGGCGCGAUCAGAACCGAGAGGAGGCGGAUGCGCUCUGGGCCUCCUUGCAGGAGAACAAUGAGAAGCUUCGCCUCGAGUUACGGAGACUGAGCCACGGUCGCGAUUCGCCGGAGAACGAGGCUGAGACGGCAGAGGAAGCUUUUAAAAAUGUGCGGACCCUGAUCCAGCGCACCCGCGAAUACCUUCGCACCAUGACGCAGAAGACGGGGGUCCCUAUUGAACCACGGGUGCAGACGGAGCUUCUCGACACCGUCUCGGAAGUGAAAGGGGUCAUUGGCGGAGUGGUGCCGGGUGCGGGAGGUUAUGAUGCGAUUGCCUUGUUAAUCGAGGAUGAUAUCGAGGUGGUGAACCGGUUGAACCGGCUGUUCGAGACGUAUAAAAGCAAGGUGGAGGACGAUUUUGGCGGCAAGAUUGAACGGGUCCGGAUGCUGGGGGUUCGACAUGGGUCGGAAGGUAAGAAGCUCUGCCUCGAGAGUAGAUAG